This is a messenger RNA of Triticum turgidum subsp. durum (durum wheat), 1410 nucleotides long. The record is from the annotation of a GenBank genome assembly. NCBI's taxonomy places the organism in Eukaryota, Viridiplantae, Streptophyta, Magnoliopsida, Poales, Poaceae.
AUGUCUCAGAAGCGAAGGGAGAAGGUGGAUACAGGCCCGGUUCCACGGAAGCAUGGUGCAAUGGAGAAGACGUCCUCCCCUGAUCAGCCCCGCCGACAGGCGCAGGGCAUCCAGCGGCCUGUCAAGACUGAAGCACGACUUGCCGGUGAGAAGAAGCACAAGACUGCUGCACAUAUCACCGGAGAGAAAAAGCACACGAGAGGCAAUAGUGCAUCUUUUCCCACGGAAAGAACCACGCCACUAGUCAAAGCAAGAACGAGUUCCGGCUGUUCCGAUGAAUGUACCAGUCGUCCGAUCGAUGCUCAGGACCAUGGCAACACUGUUGUUAUCCAGGAACAGAGGCAAGAAUCUGCCGCGAUCAAGAUAGAUAAAGAAGUGGAGUACAUAACCCAAAAGUUGAAUAAGUUGGGAGUGAGAGAUGAUAUUGGCUUUGAGGAGUACUAUGAAUGCUUGAUGAAUCUGCCUCCCGACCCCUCCCUUGAUACUUCCAUCAGACUGGAUGAUACACAUCGUUAUGACAUGGACAUCCAACAUGCGGUGUAUCGCAUCAGAUCCUACAAGUCGUUGUCACAAAAGGAGUCCAAGAAUGAGUUGUGCCGUGAUGAACUGAAAGAUUGCCCUAUGGAGCUUCUUGACAGGGAAGAAUUUCCUACAGAUUUCCUCGUGAAGAUGAAAUAUUUUAGGUUCUUGGAGGAAGAAGGUGUAUUAGACUGGUUCUUCCACCCUGAACUCUGCAAGCUUGCUUGCCUGAAUGACUACCAGCGUCUAGUGCCUCGGGAUCAUGGUGUUGUUUUCGAUUGGGAGUACGCUGAUUGGGAGUUGUACCGCAGUUACUUCCAUAGCUAUGAGAUGCAACAUGAAUACAUCGAGUACUUUGAAACAUUAUUAAGGGAACUUAAGUGGUUGAAAGAUUGUCUACUGGUUAAGGAUGCUUCUCCUAUUGCAAGCAAAAUAGAGACCAGAGGAAUUUAUCAAGCAACUAAGAUCGCCACUCGCUUUCCCAAGAUCACAACUCAUCUAGUUCGUAUUGGCUUCAGUGAUUGUGUUACUUACAUGGGCAUUGAGGCUAGGUGGUGUGAUGGAUCCGAUGGUCUCCAUUUCGAGAUUUGGAAGCGAGUCACUCAACAAAAGGAGAGUUUCGAAAAUGCUUUGAAGGAAGUCUAUUUACUGAACAAGUGUCCGUCGCGGCAAGAUAGCAUUGAGUAUGCCAUAGAGUAUGACCAUUCCGUUAUGAAACUAGAGUUUCUUCAUUGCACGGCAAGAGUUCCCAAGGAAGUAUCAGAGGAUAAAGCUCAGGAGUUGAUUACAGAGAGAGUUAAAAAGCUGAGGAUAAAACCCAAAUUCUUUGCUGACUAUAUCAGAAAGAAGAUAGACAUUGCCAAAACUAUAGGAUUGAUUACCGAGGUUUAA